Candida tropicalis MYA-3404 is the source of this 486-nucleotide messenger RNA. RefSeq lists its product as uncharacterized. The transcript has a single exon. NCBI's taxonomy places the organism in Eukaryota, Fungi, Ascomycota, Pichiomycetes, Serinales, Debaryomycetaceae. The record is from RefSeq and is a predicted model, not a curated record. The coding region runs from base 1 to 486 and encodes 161 amino acids.
AUGAUUUCCACUUUUCCUUCCAAAGCAAACCAUCAAUUGGAUAAUCCAAUAGAUUCAGAAAGAAAAAGACACAAGAGUAAUAUGUAUCAUCAUCAACCAUCAAAAUCACAGCAACAACAACAACGUCAUCCACAUUUUGAUGAAUCAACUACUAAUCAAAAAGACCAUCCAAUGCAUGAACAACAACAACAAAAUAAUUUUAAUUCAAACACUACAUCACAUAAUCCUACACAUGGUACUUUUACACCAAUUACUCAAACUCAUUCUCAUGAAUUUCUUCUGAAUCAUGAAAGUAAAUUUGAUAUUGAAAUGAUUACUGAAGAUAGAUUCAUUGAAAAAUCAAACCAGAUGGAACAUAAUCAAUAUCAAGGUGAAGAAAUGAUUGAAUGUCCAUGUGGUCAUAUGCAUGGUCCAGGUCAAGGAUAUGAUCAUGAUAUUCAUGCUGUUGGUUUAGCUGACGUUCCAUUAUUAAGAGGUCCAGAUUAA